Molecule: messenger RNA, 697 nt
Organism: Racocetra persica
Lineage: Eukaryota; Fungi; Glomeromycota; Glomeromycetes; Diversisporales; Gigasporaceae
Source: the annotation of a GenBank genome assembly
AUGCGUAGAAUUUAUAAACCUCCUGAAGGAUUGGAUUUCAUUCCAACUGUUUCUUUCUUUAAGCUCUUGUUAAUUUUGUUGUUUAAUAAAGACCAACAGUAUGAAAUUCAAAAACUUAUUUAUAAAUCGGAUCCCGAUAAAAUUGGUUUAGUAAAAGUUUUUAUGGGUUGGGGUUGGUUAUUUCUUAUAACCGACAUUGAACAUGCUAAAGUGUUCUUCUCUGAAAGUGCAUAUUCUCUUCCGAAAGGCGAAUUACCUGAAAACCAUCCAACAAAACUUUUCUUUGGAAAAGGGGUAGCAAUGUCGAAUGGAGAUCGCUGGUUACGACAACGAAAAAUUGCAACUCCCGCGUUUAAUCGUGCACUUCGUCCUGAAAUGGUUUACGAAUGCGCUAAUGACUUUAUAACUUUAUUAAACAAAUGGACGGGUACUCCGAUAGAUGCGUUCUCAUUAAUGCAACGCGUCACUAUUCAAGUUUUAGGAAAAUUGGCUUUCGAAUAUGACAUGAAAGCAUUAGAGAGCUUAGAGGAACAACCAUAUUUUUUAAAAUCAUAUAGCAAAAUUGUUCACAAUCUUGCGCAACCUAUUCCAAUACUAUUCCCAUUUUGGACUAAACUUCCUCUUAAAAACAAUUUUGAACAAGCUUUAUUAAUUAAAGAGUUUGACAAAUUUCUAUUUAAAAUGAUUGAUCAACGAA